Molecule: messenger RNA, 1398 nt
Organism: Andrographis paniculata
Lineage: Eukaryota; Viridiplantae; Streptophyta; Magnoliopsida; Lamiales; Acanthaceae
Product: probable fructokinase-5
Exons: 4
Coding region: 150-1145 (331 amino acids)
Biological process (GO): fructose metabolic process
Cellular component (GO): cytosol
Molecular function (GO): fructokinase activity
Source: RefSeq, a predicted model, not a curated record
UCUCGGUCCACCUCUAUAUAUAUAUAUAUACACACACACACAACACCACCACAAGAUCAAGGUCGAUCGAUCCAUCAUAUUUGUUCAUACACUCAUCAUCAUCAUCAUCACCCUUAUCAGCUAAUUAAUUAAUCAAUUAAUUGUGCACUAUGGCGACCAACAAAGCUGCAGGUAAUUCCAUGGUAGUGUGCUUCGGCGAGAUGCUGAUCGAUUUCGUGCCGGACACGUCGGGAGUGUCGCUGGCGGAGUCUCAGGGCUUCCUCAAGGCCCCCGGAGGCGCACCAGCCAAUGUGGCCUGUGCCAUCACAAGACUAGGCGGCCGCGCCGCCUUCAUCGGCAAGGUUGGAGACGACGAAUUCGGGCGGAUGCUGGUGGACAUUUUGAAGAAGAACGGGGUGGACAGCGGGGGAGUGCGGUUCGAUGAGCAGGCGAGGACGGCGCUGGCGUUUGUGACCCUGAAGAACAAUGGGCAGAGGGAGUUCAUGUUUUACAGGAACCCCAGCGCGGACAUGCUGCUGAAGGAGUCGGAGCUGGAUAUGAAGCUCAUCAAGGAGGCCAACAUCUUCCACUAUGGCUCCAUCAGCCUCAUAUCCGAGCCCUGCAGGUCUGCUCACAUGGCUGCCAUGAAAGCCGCCAAGGAAGCCGGCGUUUUCCUCUCCUACGACCCCAAUGUUCGCCUCCCUCUCUGGCCUUCCCACGACGCUGCGCGCACCGGGAUCAAAAGUAUCUGGAACCAGGCCGAUUUCAUCAAGGUGAGCGAUGAUGAGGUGGAGUUCCUGACACAGAAGGACGCGCAAAAGGAUGAAACGGUGUUGUCGCUGUGGCACGAUCAGCUCAAGCUUCUUGUGGUCACUGACGGAGAGAAGGGCUGCAGAUACUUCACCAAGAACUUUAAGGGAAGAGUCAGCGGGUUUUCAGUGAAGACGGUGGACACAACGGGUGCAGGGGAUGCCUUUGUGGGGGCUAUUCUGUAUUCGAUUGCCAAAGAUCCUUCGAUAGCGCAGGACGAAAACAAGUUGAAGGAGGCGCUGAAAUUCGCGAAUGCGUGCGGGGCAAUUUCGACCACCCAGAAAGGAGCUAUCCCAGCAUUGCCCUCCCCCUCCGAUGCCCAAUCCCUCAUUAAUGCUCACUCCAAGUCCAAAUAAUUUAUUACAUUCUCUCUCUCUCUCUCUCUCUCUCUCUCUCUCUCUCUCUCUCUCUCUCUAUAGUGGUAUUACUCUCUCUCUCUAUAGUGGUAUUACCAGAUCAUAUAAUUACUAGUUAAUGUCGUCGUGAAUAACGAAAAACGUGCAUGUCCCGAGAUAUUCAGUAUUAAUUACUGUAGAUGCCGCCGGCGGAUCGAUUCAUUUAAUUGAUUCGCAUCUAUCUAUCUAUCUAUGUUUUGAUUAACGUACGUAC